Astyanax mexicanus (Mexican tetra) is the source of this 2707-nucleotide messenger RNA. It is a transcript of the gene tk2, whose product is annotated as thymidine kinase 2. Gene Ontology annotation, biological process: nucleobase-containing compound metabolic process. The record is from RefSeq and is a predicted model, not a curated record. Gene Ontology annotation, cellular component: mitochondrion; cytoplasm. Gene Ontology annotation, molecular function: ATP binding; deoxynucleoside kinase activity. Lineage: Eukaryota; Metazoa; Chordata; Actinopteri; Characiformes; Acestrorhamphidae. Bases 145 to 957 code for a protein of 270 amino acids. The transcript has 10 exons.
AAAAGUCCUCUUUACAAUAUAAAAUUUAAAGGCCGCGACUGUGAUGUAAAACGUGAAGCACGGAAGCACGCGGUCACAUGUUUCCCUUUAACCGGAGCGUCGCGGAGCCGGAGGGAUGAAGGAGAGGAAGAGGAGGAUGAAAUAAUGAAGAUAAAGAUGAUCAGCGGAUUAUUAAUGAGAAUCAGCCGCACUGUCCUUCCUGUUACUUCACACACACCUCAAAACCUCACACACACCUUACCACUACUGCAGCUACAGCGAAGAGCUUACCACACACACAACCUCACCGGGAAACUCGUCCGAAACGGAGAGGAGAGGAAAUCUGUGAUCUGUAUUGAGGGAAACAUUGCGAGUGGCAAAACCACAUGUCUGGAGUAUUUCAGCAAAACCAGUAAUAUUGAGGUUCUGACAGAACCAGUAUCCAAAUGGAGAAACGUGCAGGGACACAAUCCACUGGCUUUGAUGUAUCAGGACCCGGAGAGAUGGGGACUCACGCUGCAGACAUACGUACAGCUGACCAUGCUGGACAGACACCUCUCCACAGUAGCGGCGCCAGUGAGAAUGAUGGAAAGGUCCAUCUACAGCGCAAAAUACAUAUUUGUUGAAAAUCUGUAUAAAAGUGGGAAGAUGCCUGAGGUGGAUUUUGCAGUUUUGUCGGAGUGGUUCGAGUGGAUUGUUAAAAACAUCGCCAUUCCUGUGGAUCUUAUCGUUUACCUGCAGACGACUCCUCAGACGUGUUACGAGCGUCUGAAGCAGCGCUGCCGAGAGGAGGAGCGGGUCAUUCCCAUGGAAUACCUGGAGGCUAUUCAUAAUCUGUACGAGGACUGGCUGAUAAAACAGACGUCGUUUAAAGUUCCUGCUCCGGUGCUGGUCAUCUCAGCUGAUGACGACCUCCAGAAGAUGCUUCAUCAGUAUGAGGAGAACAGAGAGAGGAUAUUAACAGCACGGCGAGCCUGAACCCGGAUCAACACCUGAGAUCCGUCUGCCAUCAACUCCUCACUGCUUUAGUUCAUCUCACUGUUAUUCUCUCAGUUUAUUCCAGAAGUAUCUGCAGAUCUCCAUCCUCACUAAACUCCAGAGCUUUCUGCUCCAUAACCCACAUUUAGCUCAUCCAGGCGUCAUCCAGCACCAUGUUCAAGCCUGGGUUGAACAGGGUUUACAAUGACUUAGCAACUGUUGCUAAGGCAACCACAUUUUGUGGGCGGAGCCUGGAAAAAUAAUUGAGUUGAUAUGAGCUUUUGAGGAUUUGAGUUAAGUGUGUUUGAGUGUGUUGGGAUCUUUGUGAUGUGGGUAUUUUACAAGGUGCUGAUGUUUUUAUUUACAGUGUAAUUUGAAUUAAUAAUUUAUAGGCUUAUCUGUGUCUGUAAUACAGCAUAGCAUAGGGUUAUUUACAUACUGACGUUAUACACUUCUGAUAUAACUUAAUUUAUUUGGCGUAUUUUGCUAAUUUAUUGUUUUUCAGACUAAAUAUAGCCAUUUGGACCACAUUUAUUUAAACUUAACGUAUUUUUCGCACUGUAAGGUGCAUUUUAAGCGACACUAGUAAGAAACAGGGGUGUCGCCAUGAUUUACUUAUAAUUUAGCAGGUCUUGCUGCUAGGGGAUGGCGCUUAGCGAGUAAUGCUAAUGCAGCUCUAGCAGUACUACCUGGGGUUAGAAACAGGCUACAGGGCGAUAAUACUUACCUCUGAACAUCCAAAAGAGCUAGUUGCUUAGCUCGGUUAGUGGCUAAUGGUAAUGUUGUCAUAUAACACUGUACUUCAGUGGAGUGGCUUUACUGCUCCUUAAUAUCUGUAGAAUUAAGAAUUCAUACAUAAGGCACACUGGAUUAUAAGACAAACGGAUGAUUUUUGCAAAUAUUAAAGGAUUUUAAGUGCGCCUUAUAGUGCGAAAAAUACGGUAAAUAUGCAGCUGUUGUAGUAAGUCUGAUUUAUAAUUUAUAAUCAUUCCACAUCUUAUUUUUGUCUGUUCACACCUGCUAUUAAAAUGAGUCCUGUUUGAUUUGAUUUAUUAACAAUAAGUGAUCAGAAUAAAGUAGAGGGAUAAACUGGAUACAAAGGCCAAAUCUGAUUUCUGGCAUAAGUUGAUUGUAAUAAGUUGGAUUUUUAAUAGUGUGGACAGCCAAAUUUGGAUUUUUACUGUAAUAAGUUGGAUUUUUAAUAGUGUGGACAGCCAAAUUUGGAUUUUUACCAAUCUAAUUCAAACCGUAUUAGGAGGUGGUUUGAAAUGCGAUUUAUAAUCUGUCUGGGCACUUAUAUUGUAUUACAGAAUGUAUUUUGUGUCUCUCACAAUGGCAUCAGAUCCUCAAAUCCAGAGUGAUGGAAGUGUGCUAAACUAACUAGCUGCCUCAUCUGGAUUUGACAAAACAGGAUUUGAGAAAACCCAUUUGAAACACCAGGUGUGAACAGAGCAUUUCUCUUAAUUAGGCUUCAGUUCUGUUCAGUGUUAACUGAGGUAAACGUUAUGACUGUGUAAACAAGACAAGAUACAAAACAAGUUUAAAAUAAUCAUUUUAUUUGUAUGAUGUGUAAAAAGUAACAGUUAUUAUUAAGAAUGGCACUUGUGAUUUGUGGACCAAGAGAAUCCAUUGCUGAUAAAACACCAUUUCUCCACUGAUUGAUUAAUCGAUUGAUUGGUUGGUUGGUUGAUUGUGAAGUGUGUUUUGUACGAGUCAUUUUCAUUUUGAUUUUCAUAAACAAAAAGCUGAA